Molecule: messenger RNA, 1983 nt
Organism: Syngnathus typhle (broad-nosed pipefish)
Lineage: Eukaryota; Metazoa; Chordata; Actinopteri; Syngnathiformes; Syngnathidae
Gene: prdm14
Product: PR domain containing 14
Exons: 8
Coding region: 1-1770 (589 amino acids)
Biological process (GO): regulation of transcription by RNA polymerase II
Cellular component (GO): nucleus
Molecular function (GO): protein binding; RNA polymerase II transcription regulatory region sequence-specific DNA binding
Source: RefSeq, a predicted model, not a curated record
AUGUUGCUCACCCUGUCCAGCCUCCCUUCAGCGCCCAAGGACAGGAUCCUCCAGGCGGACAUGCUCAAGACAAGUCCCGCCCGGGGCUUCUUCCCCGCCCCUCUCCACCAUCACCACCACCAUCCGUAUAUGGACCUAUUCCCUCGGACGCACGGCCUUCUUCACCCCAUCAAGUCGCCCUCCGGGCUGGUGCUCAACCCUUACCUCCAGCAGCAGCAGCAGCGGCCCAUGUUAGCAAGCCCGGGGCUGCCUUUCCUCGGACACCUCAUGCAAAGUCACCCGCGGUGCUCGUCCAAGGCGGAGGAGCUGGCCGCGGUGGUGACCGAGCACGCCGCAGGUCCUCUCUCACUUUCAGACUUGAGUUUUAGCAGUCCAGCCGGGGGUAACGGCAGCGAGAAGUCGCCCUGCGCUUCCGUCUCGCCACCCAAGCAGAUGCUCCGCUGCAGGGCUCCGUCCCCGGAGAAGAGAGGCCGCUUCAACUUCAGCGAGGACGACUUGUUCGCGGUGCUGUACGGGUACUCGGCGGGCCCGGAGCGAGGCCGUGGCGGUGCUGGCGGAGGCCACGCUAUUUCAGGGGUGAACCUGCCGGACAAAGAAGGUGCAAACAGUCCCAUCAUCCCACUGGACAAGGAUGCUCUGGAUCUUCCUGAGGGUCUGAGCAUCGUACAGGCAUGCUGGGGCAACGUGUCUCACUGCAGCGUGUUCAAUGACGCCGAAAGCAGCGUUCCCAAAGGCACACGUUUCGGACCCUUCCGGGGGAAACUGGUUAACACAAGCGAGAUGAAGACCUACGACGACAACACUCUCAUGUGGGAGGUAUUUGAGAACGGCCGCCUAAGCCACUUUGUGGAUGGCCGUGGCGGCUCAGCCAACUGGAUGUCGCUGGUCAAAUGCGCGCGCUUCGCUGAGGAGCAGAAUCUGGCGGCGGUGCAGGUCAAAGGUCAGAUCUUCUACGAAGCCUGCAAGGAGAUCAAAGGCGAGCAGGAGCUUCUGGUGUGGUACGGAGAUGGCUACGUGCAGUUCUUGGGCAUCCCGCUCACCCUUAGGGGUCCUGAAGAGGACUACGGCACCCAACCUCCCGCUGAAGAUGCCAGUGAGGGUUUCAAAUGUGACCGGUGCGGCAAGGUGUUUGCCUACAAGUACUACCGGGACAAGCACUUGAAAUACACGCGUUGCGUGGACCAGGGUGACCGCAAGUUCCCGUGCCACCUAUGCAGCCGUUCUUUCGAGAAGAGGGAUCGCCUGCGCAUACACAUCCUCCACGUGCAUGAAAAACACCGGCCACACAAGUGCACAGUGUGCGGAAAAAGCUUUUCUCAGUCGUCCAGCCUCAACAAACACAUGCGAGUCCAUUCGGGAGAACGUCCCUACAAGUGUGUCUACUGCAACAAGGCCUUCACUGCCUCCAGCAUUUUGCGCACGCACAUCCGCCAGCACUCUGGAGAGCGGCCCUUCAAGUGCAAGCACUGCGGCAAGGCCUUCGCCUCCCACGCGGCGCACGACAGUCACGUCCGGCGGACUCACGCCCGGGACAAGCCGUUCCCCUGCGACUUGUGCGGGGCUUCCUUCCAGGAGGAGCCUGAGCUCAAGUUCCACGCCAGAAGUCAUAAAAGUAGACAAAUCUUGGACAGCACGAUUCUCAAUCCAGGAACUGGCUCAGCGGAGGAAUCUAUGUUGGACCAUGCAAAAAGUCAAACAAAUGUCAAAAUAAAUUUCCAACCUUACACUGGAAAAACGCCUUUAAAUCCUGAAUAUCGUCCGUGGAACUAAAGCCAAACAAGUUUAUUGUCCUAUUUGUACUCUGACAAGCGUCAAGUUUCUUUUAAAUGGUUUACCAUUGUAACUGUUUAAGAAGAUUUUGCUGUAUUGAGGCACACGAUCAAGCAAACGUGUGCUAAAAUGUUUAUAGUGAUGUGAUCAGUGCUGUAAAUUGUGAACCCAGAUUUGUAUUUCAUGUACGUCAAAGUCUUAUUAUCAUUAUUA